Yamadazyma jaroonii is the source of this 594-nucleotide messenger RNA. Lineage: Eukaryota; Fungi; Ascomycota; Pichiomycetes; Serinales; Debaryomycetaceae. The record is from the annotation of a GenBank genome assembly.
AUGAGUGAAGAGAAAUUAACUAAGAAACAAAGGAAAGCUUUAGAAUUUAGAAAAAAGAUUGAAAAGCAGGAGAAACCUGUCAAACCAACUAAAGAACCUGAAGCUGAAUCAAGUAAAAGGAAAGCCGAAGAUGAUACACAAAUUGAAGGAGAAGUUAAGAAAAAGAGGAAAACGAGAAGAGGUAAAAAAGGUAAAGGUGUAAAUGGGGGUAAAGGACCAAGAUUUAUCCUUUUUGUAGGAAAUUUACCAUAUAAAGUGACAGAAACUGAAUUAAUGAACCAUUUUAAGAACUCCAAACCCGAUAGAAUAAGAAUUAGAGGAGAUAAAGGUAUUGCAUUUUUGGAAUUUGAUAAUGAUACAAAAGAAAUACAGUCAAAGAUGGAAGUUGCCUUAAGAAUGCAUCAUUCUAUGAUCAAAGAUAGAAAGAUUAAUGUAGAAUUAACCGUUGGUGGAGGUGGUAAUUCAGAAAAUAGAAAAGAAAAAUUGAAACAAAAGAAUGAAAAAUUAUCAGAGGAAAGGAAGGAAAGAGUUGUUAAGAAAAAGACAGAAGAUAUUGCCGGAGUUCAUCCUUCAAGACAAGGAUUAAUUCAAUGA